Molecule: messenger RNA, 1783 nt
Organism: Boeremia exigua
Lineage: Eukaryota; Fungi; Ascomycota; Dothideomycetes; Pleosporales; Didymellaceae
Product: major facilitator superfamily domain-containing protein
Exons: 3
Coding region: 179-1693 (504 amino acids)
Biological process (GO): transmembrane transport
Cellular component (GO): membrane
Molecular function (GO): transmembrane transporter activity
Source: RefSeq, a predicted model, not a curated record
GGGUAGGUGUGGUAACAACAUGGAGGUCCCGCAAAAACAGACACUGGGGUCGGCAUAUGGGCACGGAGACAGGCGCCUCCGGCUAAGGGUAUAAGAACGGAGCGGCGCCUACCAUGCAAAAAACACGAUUUGACGUUUCGAAGUCGAUCGCACUUCUUUGAUUGUGGUUGUUCUCACAAUGGCCGACAUGAAGAAAGACCUCGAGAUGGACUCCCAGGGCCAUGAGGUUGCGCCAAACCCGGCCCGUGGUGGUCUUGCUGCCAGCAUGACACCGGAGAGGAGAGCGGAGGUGGAGAAGAAGAUGAAGCGCAAGCUCGACAUGCGUUGCUCGCUGUUCGUGGUGAUUUACAUCAUGAACUACCUCGACCGCAACAACAUUGCUGCUGCCCGUCUUGGUGGUCUGCAGGAGGACCUCGGCAUCGACAACACUCAGUAUGCGACAUGCUUGUCUAUUCUGUACGUCGGAUACAUUCUGAUGCAGGUUCCAUCCAACAUGAUCAUCAACAAGAUUCCCCGUCCCUCCAUCUACAUCGGCUGUGUCAUGCUCCUCUGGGGCAUGAUCUCGACCCUCUCUGGAAACGUGAACAACUUCAGCGGCAUGGUCGCUAUCCGUUUCUUCAUUGGAUUUGUUGAGGCUGCCUUCCUCCCCGGUGCUCUCUUGAUUUUGUCCAAGUGGUACACCCGCCGCGAACUCACUCUCCGCAACGCCAUCCUCUUCUGCGGUAACCUCAUUUCCAACGCGUUCUCCUCCCUCGUCGGUGCCGCCGUUCUCUCCAACAUGGAGGGCACUCUCGGCCACCGUGCGUGGAGGUGGCUCUACUGGAUCGAAGGUGCCGCUACAAUGGCCAUCGCCAUCGCCGCGAUCUUCAUCCUGCCCGAUCUCCCCCACAACACACGCGGCUUUACUGAAGAGGAGCGCGCCGUUGCCGUCCUGCGCAUGACUGAGGAUGUCGGAGAGGCCGAUGAGGAUAGUGCCGAGGAGUCCAUUUUCGCCGGUCUCAAUAUGGCCAUCAGGGACUCUAAGAUCUACGUCCUGAUGCUGACAUUCACCGCCUACGUCGUUGGACUUUCUUUCAAUGCGUUCUUCCCAUCUUUGACCCGCACUCUCGGCUUCGGCUACAUCACCACCCUGCUCAUGUCCGCUCCCCCGUGGGCGUUCUCCUGCAUCGUCUCGCUCAUCAACGCGUGGCACGCCGAUCGCACGCAAGAGCGCUUCUGGCACAUCGUGGGCCCGAUCUGCAUCGGCCUCGUCGGCUUCGUCAUCUCCAUGGCUACCACCAACACCGCCGGUCGCUACGUCGCCCUGUUCCUGCAAGCCUCCGCCUACGCCGGCUUCAUCGUCUUCUACUCGUGGAUCUCGUCCUCGUUCCCGCGUCCCCCCGCCAAGCGCGCCGUCGCCAUCGCCAUGGUCAACGCGUUCUCGCAACUCGGCAACAUCGCGGGCUCGUACGUGUGGAACCUGCCCAGCAACGGGUACCGCGGCAGCUACGGCAUCGUCACGGCCAUGUUCGGCGUUACGAUUGUCGGCUGCUAUGUGUUCAAGCUCAUUCUGCAGAACCUCAACAAGAAGCUGGAUGCGGGCGAGACGGCCUGGGAGACGCAUGGCGAUGUUGCGGAGCACACGGCCCAGAUGGAGGGUAUGACUGUCGAGGAGGGACAGCGCCUGAUCAAGGGCUACAGGUACCUUGUGUAGAGGGUGGUACGUGGUGCGCGCGAGUGGAUGCGCGAGAUAGUUUGCUAUAUACCCAUACGCAUAGAACGAGUUUAAUGACUUCCAUCACAA